AUGGAUAUCUCUGGCUCAGAGUCACUUACAUACCACAUGAGCACAGCGCUUCUCGAUACCCGUCCCAUCAUUAUAUCCGGCCCCUCUGGUGUUGGCAAGGGUACAUUAAUCCAGAGACUGAAGGACAAUCACCCAACCAUCUUCUCCUCCGCUGUCUCACACACAACACGCCGGCCGCGACCAGGAGAGGUUGAGGGAGUUUCCUACUUCUUCUGCUCCGCGCCAGAGUUUCACAGCAUGAAAAUGCGGAAGGAGUUCGUCGAGCACACUUAUUUCAGCGGCAACUUCUAUGGCACAAGCAGGAAAGCCAUGGCUGAGGUGAUGAAGGAGGGUCUGGCUCCCAUCUUGGAUAUCAAGAUGGAGGGCGUAAAGAAGAUACAGUCUUCAGAUUUGGUUGCUCGCUAUGUCUUCCUCAAGCCCCCGAGUCUAGAAAUACUCGAAGCCAGACUCCGCGCCCGUCGAACAGAAGAUGAGGCGAGUAUCUCUCAGCGUGUGGCACAAGCCAAGCUAGAGCUUGAGUUUGCGGAGACUGGAGUGCACGAUAUCAUCAUCGUCAACGACGAUCUUGAUGAAGCGUAUCAGCAGCUGGAGGACUUUGUCUUUCCGCGUCGAAUCUUUAGUUAG
Messenger RNA from Fusarium tjaetaba, 624 nucleotides. RefSeq names its product guanylate kinase. Gene Ontology annotation, biological process: purine nucleotide metabolic process. Gene Ontology annotation, molecular function: GMP kinase activity. The record is from RefSeq and is a predicted model, not a curated record. Lineage: Eukaryota; Fungi; Ascomycota; Sordariomycetes; Hypocreales; Nectriaceae. The transcript is spliced from 2 exons. The coding region runs from base 1 to 624 and encodes 207 amino acids. Gene Ontology annotation, cellular component: cytosol.